CGACAUCUGAACCAUAAAGGGGGUUCAAAGUUGGACUCAGAAGAAGAAAUAGAUGCAACAGACGGAUGUCGAGUGCAAGUGAUUACUUAUCGGAUCGAAUCCGCUGAUGGAACCGAGCAGCUUACGAAAACAAUUCGUCGAAAGAUAAAAUUCGACUGUAUGCAGACAUCACGACGUCUUGAAUUGUCGAACGGUAAAGAAGCAAAAGUGGAGGAAAAAUGUGAACGAUAUCAGGGCGAUAUUAAAGGUCUUCGACCGGUCGAGAUUACUCAGAACAAUCAGAAAUUGCAGUUGGACCCUAAUAAUGCACAGGACAUGGCGAUCUCGUGUGUUCUCGGCCAAGUACCGGAUACCUUCAUGAAUAUGUUGUCAAAGGAAAAAGAUAAUCUGGUGAAAAUGUUCCCGGAUCUGUUUGCCCAGAUGCGUACACAAUCGUCAUUGAUUCCGGCAUCGACAACUGAGGUGAUUACGAAUCCCGAUGGCAGUACGACGACACGAGUACGAAGUAGUAAAAGUUAUAGUUCACACUUCUCUAAACAUGAGACAUUCAUCAAUGGCGUGAGACAGAUGUCGAAAAGCACUUUCAAGGCUUUCGUCGAAUACAAAGGACCAGAAGGAGGAUAUCGUGUCAAACUGGCAGACAACGCCGACGAUUUGUCCGAGGAGGAGACGGAAGACGAUGAUCGCGCUAGCAGGUUGGUCCCAGACAAAAUUUAUUUUCACAGAAAUACAACUUGCAAACCACAUCGAUGUACUUUUCAAACGGCAUGGUUCGCUGCCAAAGAGCUUGUGGAUAGUGAACAACGCUAUGUAGAGAAACUGCGGUUACUAGACGAGAUAUUCCGUCAGAGAGUAGUCAAAGAAGCCGCGAUCGAUAAAGAAAAACAGCACAAAUUGUUCGCCAACAUCUCUAGCCUUUAUCAAUUCCACAAUACUCAUUUUCUUCCACAGCUUAUGGAAGCAAGCAGAGAUUGGCACACUACCAAGAGGUACGCAAAUGUGGUUCGUAAACAAGCACCGUUCUUGAAGAUGUAUUCUGAAUAUACUAAUAAUUACGAACGGGCGUCACGUGUUUUCGAGGAUCUAAAAAAGAAGAAAAAAUUUUCCGAUGUAGUACGAGAGAUUGAGAAGCUCCCUGAAUGUGAAGGCCUCCCGCUUGCUCAUCAUCUAAUCUGCCCUGUUCAAAGAGUCAUGCGAUAUCAGUUGUUAUUACAGGAGUACAAAAAACACUUGCUCGAAUCAGAUGUCGACUACGAGGAUACGGCCCUCGCUCUUCAGCUCGUCCUUCAAGCUGCAUCUCAUGCCAACGAAAUGAUGAAGAAGCUGGAUGGCUUCGGAAAAGUAAUAGAAGUACAAGAGCAGCUGGGCAAUUCCAUAUCACUCGUAUCACCUGGACGAGAGCUACUCAAAACCGGCACAUUACAGAAAAUCUCGUCGACAACCGAGAAAACCGAAGAACGAACGAUUUUCCUCUUCAACGAUCUCAUUCUGUUAGCCGGUGAACGAAAAAUGAUUGGACUUUACAAAUAUCGUCUACGAGCUGUAUUCCAUGCAUGUCAUACACAGAUUUGUGAAGGUGAUAACCUCGAACGGGAGCAUUCAUUCUACAUCAGAGGCUCUGACGGGAACGGACCUCAACGAUGCGUUGAACUGUUCUCAGAGACUCAAAAAGAAAAGAACGAUUGGGUGGAGAGUAUAUGUGCGGUGAUCGAAGAUUGUCGAGCCAAUUCGGCAACGUUUGGGGCGGGUGUGAAAUCCGCACUGUCUGAAACUAAUAAUAAUCAUUCCGAAAGUCGAAAUUGUGCUGACUGUGACGCUGAGUUCAGUCUUUUCUAUCGUGGUGUGAAAUGUGGAAAAUGUCGAAGGAAGCUGUGUAAAAAGUGUUUUGGACGGUACCGAACGGAAAGCAAAAAUAAUCGAAUCUGUGAGCCAUGUGUGAAGAAUAUGGUAGGCGGCUUUGAAUCAAUCCGUCGUUCCGCUUCCGCUCAGUCGAACGGAAGGACGAAUGUGUUGGCAGUACCUGCUCAAGGAAAAGGAGUUCUACAUGCAAGUAGGUUCCGCGGCUCUCUCGGGAAGACUUUCGAACGAUACUUCGUCGUCCGCAACGAUUUCUGUUUGUACUCCUACAAUUCCUGCGAUGAUGACUGUGCCCUGACGAUGCUGCCGUUACCCGGGUGCGAGGUAAAGCUAUGCGGUGAGCGGUUCACCUUUUCACUUCGAGUCGGUUCCCGUCGCAUGUAUACGGUCACCGUCGAAGAUGAACAGAAUCAACUACGAUGGAUGGCCGUACUGGAUUUGGCAGCGAACGCCCAACUUCAACAAACUCCAGACAGUUGA
Molecule: messenger RNA, 2337 nt
Organism: Haemonchus placei
Lineage: Eukaryota; Metazoa; Nematoda; Chromadorea; Rhabditida; Trichostrongylidae
Source: the annotation of a GenBank genome assembly